This is a messenger RNA of Achroia grisella, 1452 nucleotides long. It is a transcript of the gene MagR, whose product is annotated as iron-sulfur cluster assembly 1 homolog, mitochondrial. NCBI's taxonomy places the organism in Eukaryota, Metazoa, Arthropoda, Insecta, Lepidoptera, Pyralidae. The record is from RefSeq and is a predicted model, not a curated record. Gene Ontology annotation, molecular function: 2 iron, 2 sulfur cluster binding. The transcript has 3 exons. Gene Ontology annotation, cellular component: cytoplasm; mitochondrion. The coding region runs from base 150 to 545 and encodes 131 amino acids. Gene Ontology annotation, biological process: iron-sulfur cluster assembly.
GCCUCCCCACACCCACACCCAUCCCCCUCGCCCUCGCCCUCCGGCCCGGCCGCAGGAGCCGCCGUAGCCUCCGGAGGACGAUACCCUCAUCAACCCAUUGUUACCAGACAUCUCGAUUUCACGAGAGUUCUCUUCAUAUUCAAAUGUAGAUGGCAACGAAAACCAUCGCAAGUGCAACAGUGAGGGCUGUAAAAAAGCGAGUCCUCCCUAUGAGGGCUGCCCUAGUCCUCACGCCUUCAGCCGUAAAUAAAGUAAAAGAGAUCAUGUCGAAGGAAGAAGCUAAAGGCUAUGUUGGAUUAAAAGUAGGUGUACGACAAAGGGGGUGUAACGGCUUAUCUUAUACAUUAGAUUAUGCAAAAACUAAAGACAAGUUAGAUGAGGAGGUGAAACAAGAUGGCAUUACUAUUAUAAUAGACAAGAAAGCUCAGCUAACACUAUUAGGCACUGAAAUGGAUUUUGUUCAGGACAAACUAUCUGCAGAAUUUGUAUUCAAUAAUCCAAAUAUAAAAGGAACAUGUGGUUGUGGAGAAUCAUUUAGUAUAUAAAAAUUGAAAAAGUUGAUCUUUAAAAAAUAUUUUUCUCCAUGCUAAGACAUGGCACAGGUAGUCGAGUCAAGAGAAUCUUAAAUUACUUUUCAUAUAAAAUUUAUACACUAUUAUGUCACCUCAUAUAUAUUUUAACAGAAAGAAGCAAUAUAUAGCACAAUAUAAUUAGUAUAAAUGUGAUACCAAUUUAAAUUUUCUAAUGUUAAAAUCUAUAUAUAUUAAAAUCUAAAUUAUGUACACUUUAGAUUACAUGCAAUGCUAAACUUUAUUUUUCUUGGUGACAAAACAUGUAUUAUAAUAAUGUCAAAAAAGAAAGUUCAAAAUGUUAGAUUUUAUUAGAAUAAAAAUAAUAUUGUUUUUGUCUGUGUUGCUGUAUAUAGAGUUGUGUUAAUCUCUGUAAUUAUAGAGUAUUUUUGUAUAGAAUGUUAAAUAAUUAAUUAGUAUUGUGUGCUUAAUUAUAUUUGAAAAUGUAGUUGUUUAUUAUUUACUAAUUUAUUGUACAUUUUUGUACUAAAAGCAGGUGACUUAAGGCUUUACAUGAAAACUAUGGCUCAUACUUAAUGUGUUAAUUUGUAUAUAAAGUUUGUUUUGUUCACCACUUGAAUUUAUAAAAAUAAUGAUAAUUAGUGCAGACCUACCUAUUCAUAUCAGACAGACAUUAUGGACAUCAUGAUAUGGGAAAGGUAGUUAUUAUAAAAAGUAAUAAUAAAUUCUACUUCUAAUUACUCUUUGUGGAAACAUAUUAUUUUUAUACUAUACUAGCUAGUCGCCCCGGCUUCGCACGGUUCGUUGCUACUUUGUUUUAUAGUAUGUAAUAAUAAUGAUAGUACUUGAAAAUGUUGCUUCCUUUAGUCUAAAAUAUCAAAUACAGGACCUAAUUUUAUUAGAAACAUAAUUCCCUGCCCUA